ACCAGUGUUUACCUUGACGCAGCGCGGAUAGUCCGUCAGUCGGCAUGACAACGAGCUCUCGAGGGCAAACGAAGAACAGCUGACGAGGAUGCGCGCGAGGAUGUCAGCAGAAGAUGCCCAGUAACGGAAAUAGCGGAAGCGUCGGGACCCGCUCCGGUAACGGGAGUGGGAGCGGCUCGGUCCAUGUCCCAGCCAUGGAGAGAGCCCGGCCGGCCACGGUGAAGGUGUCCGCGGUGAGCCUCGCGCUCAGCUCGCUGUCCUUACUGCUGCUGGUCACCGCCAUCUUCACCGACCACUGGUAUGAGACCGACACCCGCAGACACAAACAGAACUGCGACGUUUCCGACUCCAACGACCAGAAGAACCGCGAGAUGCCCAUCUACCACCUGCCGCUGGUGGACACCGGCAGCGGCGGAGCCCGGCAGCGGGAUGUGGCGCUGAUGAAGCCCGUGCAUGUGGGCAGCAGAGAGGAGGAGCUGCUGGAGAACUGGCGGGCCAUCCUGGGGAUGGGCAUCCUGGAGACGGAGUGCGGCAGGCCGCUGUUCCCCAAACACUUCGGCCUGUGGAGGGAGUGCUUCUUCAAAGACCUGGACCCGGACAUCGACAGGCUCAUCGACCGGGGUAUUGCACAGCGCUGCAAAGCUGUCAAGUAUCACUUCUCUCAGCCCGUCAGACUCAGGAACAUCCCUCUGAACCUGACCAGAACCAUCCAACAGGACGAGUGGCACCUGCUGCACCUGCGGCGCAUCACAGCAGGGUUCCUGGGCAUGGCAGCGGCGGUCCUGCUGUGCGGCAGCAUUGUGGCCUCUGUGGGGUUCUUCUGGGAGGAGAGUCUGACGCAGCACGUCUCUGGCCUGUUGUUCCUCAUGGCAGGUGACUCACCUGCUUUGUGUCUCUUCUUUGUGUCUGUGUGUGAUUCUGUGGUUCUGAUCCGGUCUGUGGUUCUUCUGUCUCCAGGGAUCUUCUGCACCAUCUCCUUGUGCACCUACGCAGCCAGCAUGACCUACGACUUCUCCAGGAAGCCCCCCUUCAUCUACGGUCUUCCGUCUGAUGUGGACCAUGGCUACGGGUGGUCCAUCUGCUGUGCCUGGGUCAGUCUGGGUCUCACGGUGGCCGCCGGCUGUCUCGGAACCACCUUCCCCUUCCUGAGUCGGGCGGGAGCUUUGAGAUCCAAGAUGGCUCGCGAGUCCUCCGUCUGAGAUUCUAGGAGGUUCAGGAGAACCUGAACGUCGUUUCGACCCAGUUGGGCUGGUUCCUGGUUCCACCAGAAGCACGGCGCGCCCUGCUGGAGGACGCCAUUAAUUCUGUACACAAAGGACAAGUGGGACAAGGUCUUUGAGUCCAGGUGUCUGUCCACGUUUCAGAUUCAGACCUCCUGCAGAGACAGUCAGGUGUGCUGUUGGAUAAAGUGACAUCACAGCUGGGCGUGGCCACAGGUGACGUCAUUCCUAUUAAAGGUUCUUUUUAAUAAACAACCAAGAAGUCGUUAUCAGAACUGGACCCAGAACUCUGAGAGGAUUCAGUUGUUUAAUUGUUACGACAUUCUGGUUUUAGACCAGGUUCAUGAAGAAAUGAUGAAACCCUUGUUCAACCCGAGUCUCUGGUUUCCUGUAGACCAUCGAUGGUUCUGGAUCCAGACGGGAUCACGUCCUUGGCCCAGCAUUGUGUGGAAGGACCCGGCAGGACUAGGUGAGUCCAGGUUAGGUCAGCUUCAUUCGGGUCACCUGACUGAAGUAGCUGACCUAACCUGGACUCACCUGACAGCCUAACAAAUAGUCUAGAAGCUUUCAGAACCAACCUGUGGUUCUGCUCCUGGUCCAGAUCUGGUACAGCGUGAUUAAUAAACCUGCUGUGACCAAUCUUAAGUUCAACCAAUCAGAACUCAUUGAUCAGAUGUCUGACUACGCCUCCUGAUCCACAACAGCCAAUGGACCGGCUCCGGGAUGGAGACUGGGUCAUGGUCUGGUUCUGGUUCCAGACCUGAACCUGCUUUACAGUGUUUUAUUUGGUGUGUCCGUUCUCAGCAGCAUGAAGACAAUUGUGAUUUAAACUCUGAGGAUCCUUCUGAACAGAACCAUUCUGGGUCGUUGGGUCUCGACUUUCUGAAAUGUUCUUAAAGAUGGUUCGGCACACACGAGACCCGGAGUCCGUCUUCAGUGGAACCAGAGCUUUGGGGAACCCCACCUUUGAGCAGAUACACACCUGUCAGAACUGGUCUAGAAAACCAGCCGCAGGUUUGGAUCGCAGCUGGAACACAGAUCUAAUGGAUCACCCAGAACCACCAACUGGAUCUUGCUGCUGAUCGGGAAUGUGAGCCUUGGUUCACACAGGAAGUGCAGGUGUGGUCACAGAUCCAGGUACUAGACAGGAUGGAGUUUGGUUUUGCUGUAACCUCCAGCUCUGGUUCCUGUCCUUAACCCAGACACCUGCCAGAACCUGUAGGUUCUGCAGAAACAGCUCCUGAACCUGCUGAAUCCACCUGGUACUCCCAUCUGUGAGGUUCUGUUCCCCCAUAGAACUUCUGUUACGGGCUAAGUUGGACUUAUCUUCUUGGUAAAGCCACUCAGAACCAACUGUGGGUACUGAUGACCUCUGAUGCUCCGGGCUCCUCAGGUCCAGGUGACCCCGAGUCCGAUAUCACCCCCUGAGCUUUACUGUCAGAAAGACUCCAUUGUCUUUGAUGCUGAUGUGGAUCUUCUGCUGGUCCAUCCGGACUCUAAACAGAACCACAAAGAACUUUACCCUAUUGUCUUUAAAACUGACACCUGGUCAGAACCGCUGCAUACGCCCCACCCCCAGGCUCCGCUGCCCCCUGUAGCCCCCUCUCAUUAGACUCUGCUGCCCCCUUCUGGACUCUCAAGGCAUCUGUGGCUGAGCUGUAAAUAAACAUGUAAACACCAACAAAGCUGUUCCUGUCAUCUGUUUGAGGUUUCUGAUGUUUAGUUUACUAACUAGAUGUUUAUUUAUGCGUUUCUGUAUUUUUUGCUCGACUUACUUUUUGAAAUGUUUUCAGUUUCCUGCUGAGGUUCGACGUCGCAAAGCCGUCAAGAAAUGUCAUCAGUCAGCUGUUCCAGUAAUCAGCUGACAGCAAGAGCUAAGUUACUAACAUUAUCGUUAGAUUCAGAACCAGGUUCUGGUCUGUGGCUACUGGGUCAGCUAAACGCACCACGUAUGUUUGUGUGUCAUCAGUUUGGUUGACAGUGAAAUGAUGAUUUUAAUGCCUAAAGAGAAGAAAAAGACUAUUUUAUUUUUACAUGGACUUCAUGAAGGAAUCAGUGAUGCUGUGUUGCUCUAGUGAUGCAGGAUGCUGCUACACACUGUUGUUUGACCCAUUUCCUGUUUUGGCUCCUAACCCUGCCUCGGCAUUCUAGGAUUCAUUUUAAAAUCCAUCGAUUUGCUUUUUGCUUCCUACCGGUCUGAGCUGCUGCAGGCCUGCACCGUGAUGGCCUGUCCUGCCAGACUCAUCCUCUGCCUACACGGAGAACGAACAAUGCUUCCCAUAAGGAAGAAUGCGGCUGGCUGGUCGGGCUAACACCACGUACACCAUCCAGGUUCCUUCAGAUCAGCUGAUCCCCUAAAUAGUAAAGUCCACACAGUCUUAAAACUAUGGAUGUCUGGUACUGGCAUCAAAAUGUCAUAUUGAAAAUUAUCUGGUAGAACUUUUACAAACUGAACACACAGGCGAAACUAUGGUGCAAAAGCUCAUUUGUCACUAAUUCAACUUUAAAGGUGGAACUAAUAUAUGAGACUCAUUCCAUGCACAGCCAGAUAUAUCAAGCCUUUAUCCAUCCAUCCAUCCAUUUUCAUCCGCUUAUCCGGAGUCGGGUUGCGGGGGCAGUAACCUAAGGCGAGAGGCCCAGACUUCCCUCUCCCCAGCCACUUGGGCCAGCUCCUCCGGGGGAAUCCCAAGGCGUUCCCUGGCCAGGUGAGAGACAUAGUCCCUCCAGCGUGUCCUGGGUCUACCUUUAGGCCUCCUCCCGGUUGGAUGUGCCCGGAAAACCUCACCAGGGAGGAGUCCAGGAGGCAUCCUGACCAGAUGCCCGAGCCGCCUCAACUGGCUCCUCUCGAUGUGGGGGAGCAGCGGGUCUACUCCGAGCCCCUCCCGAUUGACAGAGCUUCUCACCCUAUCUCUAAGGGAGAGCCCAGCCACUCUUCAGAGAAAACUAAUUUCUGCCGCUUGUAUCCACAAUCUCGUUCUUUCGGUCACUACCCAAAGCUCGUGACCAUAGGUAGGGUAGGAACGUAGAUCGGCCGGUAAAUCGAGAGCUUCGCCUUCUGACUCAGCUCUCUCUUCACCACGACAGACCGGUACAACGCCCGCAUCACUGCAGAUGCAGCACCAAUCCGCCUAUCGGUCUCACGCUCCAGUUUUCCCUCACUCGUGAACAAGACCCCGAGAUACUUAAACUCCUCCACUUGGGGCAGGACCUCAUCCCUGACCCUGAGAAGGCAUCCUACCCUUUUCCGACUCAAGACCAUGGUCUCAGAUUUAGAGGAGCUGAUUCUCAUCCCAGCUGCUUCACACUCGGCUGCGAACCGCUCCAGCGAAAGCUGAAGAUCACGUUCUGAUGACGCCAACAGGACCACAUCAUCCGCAAAAGGCAGAGACCUGAUCCUCAGGCCACCAAAACAGAUGCCCUCCACACCUUGGCUGCACCUAGAAAUCGUGUCCAUAAAGGUUAUGAACAGAAUCGGUGACAAAGGGCAGCCUUGGCGGAGUCCAACUCUCACUGGGAACGAGCCCGAAUUACUGCCGGCAAUGCGGACCAAGCUCUAACACCGGUCAUACAGGGACCUAACAGCCCGUAUCAGAGGGCCUGGUACCCCAUACUCCCGGAGUACCCCCCACAGGCCCCCCCCAAGGGACGCAGUCUAACGCCUUCUCCAAAUCCACAAAACACAUGUAGACUGGUUGGGCAAAUUCCCACGCACCCUCCAGGACCCCCCUAAGGGUCUAGAGCUGGUCCAGUGUUCCACGGCCAGGACCAAAACCACAUUGCUGCUCCUGAAUCUGAGGUUCAACAAUCCGACGGACCCUCCUCUCUGGCCUGCCAGACUCAUCCUCUGUUUAAUUCUGCACAGAGCAAGAGUCUGGUAACUCUCCUAUUCAAAUAACCCCUCCCCGUGAGAUUUCUAACCGAGCCAAUCAGCGCUGAGUAUCGUACGUCACACACCACAACGCAGAGUUUGUCGAACAUGGCGACUGAAGCGGAGUUCGCUGCGGCUCUUUCCUCUGGUCUAAAUAACUUGGACACAACAAGUAGAAGCACUAAAAGCCUUUCUUCUAUAGAAAGAUGUUUGCGCCGUUGCCAGACUCCAUUUUUGACUACAGCUAGAAAACUACAGCGUCGUGCGAUACAGUCGGGAUUUCCAUCUUUUUUCUGAUUGGUUACUUUGUGCUGCCUAGUCCCGCCCCUCCAGUGCUUCUGCCUGUGAGUUACCAGACUCGUUCUCUGUGCAGAAUUAAACAGAAGACGAUUCUGGCAGGCCAGGCUACCUCCUCUCCAGAACCCCUGAUGAAAACCCUACAUUCAAAAUCUCAGACAAUUAGAAUAUUACAUGAAUCAAUGAAACAAGGAUUGUAAAUGCCGGAAAUCAGAAAAAGUGUAAUCAUACUUAUGUACUCGCUUGGUUUGGUUCCCAUUUGUUUUUACUGAAAUAAAUCUGAAUUUUCAAGUUU
Molecule: messenger RNA, 5680 nt
Organism: Nothobranchius furzeri (turquoise killifish)
Lineage: Eukaryota; Metazoa; Chordata; Actinopteri; Cyprinodontiformes; Nothobranchiidae
Gene: tmem178a
Product: transmembrane protein 178a
Biological process (GO): regulation of cytosolic calcium ion concentration; negative regulation of osteoclast differentiation
Cellular component (GO): endoplasmic reticulum membrane
Source: RefSeq, a predicted model, not a curated record